AGAAUAACUCUUGAAUUGUCCAGCGCAUCAUGUGAGAUUGACUUAGGACCAGAUGCAAAUGGAUCAACUGCACUGCAUAAGGCGGCAGAGAUAGGUGAUGUAGAAAUGGUCAAGAAGCUGCUUAAGGCAGGUGCAGAUACGAGAUUUCAAGAUCGGGGGGGUCAGACGCCCAUCCACAAUGCUUUGGACCAUGUGGGAUCCUCGAAAAACUGCUUCGUGGAGAUAGCAAAUCUCAUCAUAGAUGUGGAUGGCAAAAACGAAGUCCAGGACAAUAAUGGGAUGACUCCCUUGCAUUUUGCAGCGGAGAAUAAUUGUGUAGAAAUAGUAUCAAAGUUGCUUGCGGCUGGCGUAAGUACGCGUAUCCAAAAUCGAUCUGGCUGGACUCCCCUUCAUGUGGCUCUGAAAAUUAUGAAGGAUGACGCAGCAGAGGUCCUGAUUCAGGCUGACAAUAAAAUUGACAUUCAGGACCAAUAUGGACUGUCUCCGUUGCAUUUAGCCGCAAAUAGGGGGAGUCCUGAAAUAGUCAGAAAUCUGAUUGCAGCUGGCGCAAACGUGCGACGCCAAGAUGUUGGUGGAAAGACGCCCCUCCACUUGGCUCUCAGUUUGGGGUUCAGAGAAGUGUCGAACAUUCUCGUAGAUGUGGACUCGAAAAACGACAUUCAAGAUAAGUCUGGAGAGACUCCCCUAUACCUUGCUACGUUGAACAGGGACAUUGAAAUUGUGAGGAAACUGUUACUUGGCGGCGUGCAGCCACAAGCGGUUGACAUUCUCAGUGCCUAUAGACCCGAAAGUAGAGUUGUCCUUGAAAUGAUUCUAUCGUCUUGUGCAUGGCGGGACAUAACUAUCGACUGGGAAGGCUGUCCUCUUGACUCGGAUGAAAAAGAGUGGCGCAUGACGUUUCUCUCAGAAUGUUUAGCCGAGAUAAAUUGCAUGAAAGCAAAGAUACCUGCAACCUCCGUCUCCUUCCAUGAUCUUGCUAAGGAAUCUGUAAUCAAAGUUGCGCGCUAUCUUGAAAACGAAAUGGUGCAAAAAUUUUUGCAUUGCAAUAACGUUGCACUGCUUUUUCCGCAUUAUGCCAGUCUAUUUAGUGACCAGUUGGGGCAGGCGGAGGAGAGAAGAGUUUUGACUGCUCAGUGUUGGGACUGCUUCGCUGCCCUUUCCCAGAAAUGGCCUCUCCUUCCGGCCACGACUGUCGACAACAUCUUAAGUUGCUUUAGUGCAAAAGACAUGCAAAAUUUUGUCCACGCUUUCAAAGUUAAUCCUUGAAAACUCUGAUUCAGUUUUUGUGAUAUGGCUCUUAAGAAUAAAAUUGCAAAAAUUGGUGGCGGAAAAGUUUUUAAAAAUCAGUUGAUUUUAUGCUAGGAUUGCUGUGCAAUAAAAUGCCAUAUCGCUCAAAAGAUAUAAGCAGGGAUAGAAUAACUGAUGGCAAUCUUCCCAUUAACCUCUUCUGUACCAAAAUGAUAGACAGCCGCAGUGGGAAGGUAAAAUGCAGUAUCUGCAAAUUUUUCUAAUUUUUUUAGCAUUUUUGUCUCUUUUGCUAUUUGAGCUUUAUUGUACAAGCGUUAUUUGGUUUCCACUGAAAAUAAAGCAAUCAAAUUUCAACAUUUCCCUGUGUUUAGUAUGGAAUCCAAAACGUGUUUUUUCAAAUAUCUUAAGAUCUCAUUUCUGCAGACACUGCAUUUUACUAUCCCACCGCACUCUCAUACAAAAAGCUAUUGUUAGUAUUUCAAUGAAAAACGUUUGGCUAC
This is a messenger RNA of Uloborus diversus, 1748 nucleotides long. RefSeq names its product ankyrin repeat and protein kinase domain-containing protein 1-like. The record is from RefSeq and is a predicted model, not a curated record. The transcript has a single exon. Bases 106 to 1266 code for a protein of 386 amino acids. Gene Ontology annotation, cellular component: nucleus; cytoplasm. NCBI's taxonomy places the organism in Eukaryota, Metazoa, Arthropoda, Arachnida, Araneae, Uloboridae. Gene Ontology annotation, molecular function: protein binding.